UGCGAAGUUAUCAAUAUUUUUUUUUCGCUUUAUGUCGGUCUGGCAACCUUCUUUAUCAGACGGUCGAUAAAUUAUAUAUUGUGAUUGCAUCAUAGUCGUAUUAGAAGCUCCAAUUAUUAUGGAUUUUAAGAACUUUUUUUCGCUUCCCUUCGUUAGAGCAGACGACGAAGAGGAGUUGGUUGAUCCUCAAGCAGCAUUAAGGGAAAAAUGCCAAGCUAAAAGUCAUAUUGAAUCAUUGUACAACAAGUAUCAAGAAUGCAAUGAUCGUGUGCAUGGGCGGACCAAAACAACUGAAACUUGCAUGGAGGAAUUGUUUGACUAUGUUGCUGAAUUGGACCAUUGUGUUGCUCACAGUCUAUUUACAAAACUGAAGUAAAAACGAAUAAAGGCAAUUAAGACCUUAUUGCUUAACAAUUAUAACCUUAAUAAAAUGUCAUAUUAAAGCUG
Drosophila eugracilis is the source of this 447-nucleotide messenger RNA. It is a transcript of the gene UQCR-11, whose product is annotated as cytochrome b-c1 complex subunit 6, mitochondrial. NCBI's taxonomy places the organism in Eukaryota, Metazoa, Arthropoda, Insecta, Diptera, Drosophilidae. Bases 119 to 376 code for a protein of 85 amino acids. The transcript is spliced from 3 exons. The record is from RefSeq and is a predicted model, not a curated record. Gene Ontology annotation, biological process: mitochondrial electron transport, ubiquinol to cytochrome c.